Lactuca sativa (garden lettuce) is the source of this 1138-nucleotide messenger RNA. Its product is annotated as putative xyloglucan endotransglucosylase/hydrolase protein 7. The record is from RefSeq and is a predicted model, not a curated record. Lineage: Eukaryota; Viridiplantae; Streptophyta; Magnoliopsida; Asterales; Asteraceae. Gene Ontology annotation, cellular component: cell wall; apoplast. Gene Ontology annotation, molecular function: hydrolase activity, hydrolyzing O-glycosyl compounds; xyloglucan:xyloglucosyl transferase activity. Gene Ontology annotation, biological process: xyloglucan metabolic process; cell wall biogenesis.
CAAAUUUUAGAUACACAGAACACACACAUCAUUCUUUCAUAGUAAAAAUGACAUAUUCGUCAAGAAUAUCUCGAAAAACCAUUGUUAAUCUUUUCUUGAUUGGAUUUGUGACACUCUUGUUUGUGACAAAUGCGAAGCCAACAACAUUUCUUCAAGAUUUUCGUGUGACAUGGUCCGAUUCUCACGUCAAACAACUUAAUGGAGGAAUGGGUAUCCAGUUACUUCUUGACCAAAACUCUGGAUGUGGGUUUGCUUCAAAAAGCAAAUAUUUGUUUGGACGUGUGAGCAUGAAGAUAAAGCUCAUUCCAGGAGACUCUGCUGGCACUGUUACUGCUUUUUACAUGAAUUCAGAUACUGAUAAUGUGCGCGAUGAGCUUGAUUUUGAAUUCUUGGGGAAUCGAACUGGACAACCUUACUCGGUUCAAACAAAUGUGUAUGCACAUGGAAAAGGAGAUAGAGAACAAAGGGUUAACCUAUGGUUUGACCCUGCUGCUGACUUCCACGUUUACUCCAUCCUAUGGAAUCAUCACCAUGUAGUGUUUUCAGUCGAUGAAGUGCCUAUAAGAGUAUACAAAAACAAUGAAGCAAAAGGUGUUCCAUUUCCAAAAUUUCAACCAAUGGGAGUCUUCUCUACAUUAUGGGAAGCAGAUGAUUGGGCAACAAGGGGUGGGCUUGAAAAAAUUGAUUGGAGCAAAGCACCAUUUUAUGCAUACUACAAAGACUUUGAUAUUGAGGGGUGCCCUUCCCCAGGGCCAAGUUCCUGUGCAUCCAACUCGGCCAACUGGUGGGAGGGCACCAGUUACCAGCAACUCGAUGCUCUUGCCGCCCGUCGAUACAAGUGGGUCCGAAUGAAUCAUAUGGUCUAUGACUACUGUACCGACAAACAUCGGUACCCAGUUACCCCACCUGAAUGUAUGGAUGGAAUUUAAAGAAUUAUCAAUAUUACCAUACUCAUAUGCUCCUAAAACGGGGUUAUUGUUCAUAUAAUGGGAAUGUGUUGAUAUAUUAUCCAUGCGAUGGGAUGGGUGUAAGAAAAGAAAACAAUUAUUGUUUUUUCGUGUAUUUCUUGUAUAUGUACUUGUCGCAAAUUGAAUAAGACAAUCCAAUAAUUGUGAAAUGACAUGUUAAAUAUUUAAUA